Cynocephalus volans (Philippine flying lemur) is the source of this 2961-nucleotide messenger RNA. It is a transcript of the gene CHTF18, whose product is annotated as chromosome transmission fidelity factor 18. Gene Ontology annotation, cellular component: nucleus. Gene Ontology annotation, molecular function: ATP hydrolysis activity; DNA clamp loader activity; single-stranded DNA helicase activity. Bases 26 to 2881 code for a protein of 951 amino acids. The record is from RefSeq and is a predicted model, not a curated record. Lineage: Eukaryota; Metazoa; Chordata; Mammalia; Dermoptera; Cynocephalidae. The transcript has 22 exons.
CGGGAGGUUCGGGAGGCAGUGGGCCAUGGAGGACCACGGGCAUGAGAGCUGCCGAGGGAUGACGGCCCUGUCGCCUUCCCGUGUACCCCAGCCCACGGAGGGCCGGCCCUGGCUGACGUUGGAGGAGGCCAUUGCCAGAGGGGAUGAUGCCACCUGCCCUUCUUUAGUUGAAUCUCCGGGGAAUAGCAGGGGCGGUGCCAGGAAGAGGCAGCUGGACGCUGACAUCCAGAGUCACGGCCCCCUGCCCCCCACCCUCAAACGGCUGAGGCUGGAGGCUGUCAAGAGGCUGAAUUUUGGGCCAGAGGAGAUAGAAGAGCCGUCGCUUCCUGACUCCCCACUGAGGGACAUCACCCCCCCACUGAGUCCCGAGGUCUCCGCUGAGCUGUGGGGCCAUGGAUCCUCAGAUGCUGGUGGCAUGGAUCUCACACCGGCCUCACCAGCCAUCCGCAAUCCUGUCCUGAGGUGGCCACCUAUCUUGGAGGAUUAUGUUAACGUGACCUCCACAGACGGCAACCGGGCCUUUCUGGUGCUGCGUGCAGACCCCGCAGGCACUGGAGUGCAGAGCCCUCUUCUUGAUGUCUGGUGGCGAGGCUGUGGCCAGCUACACCUGCUGGGUGUGCCCUUCACCUCCCUGAAGGAGCAGGUUGACAGUCAGCGCCGGCAGCGACUGCUCGAGGAUGCUCAGCAGCUCUCAGACACACUGCGCAGCCUCAGGCCCGAGGAGGAGGAGGCCCAGCCUGUGGGGGUCCCCGAGGAGGAGCCGGCUGACCACCAAGACUCCUCCCAGCACUGCCUCUGGGUGGACAAGUUUAUGCCCCAUCGCUACACGGAGCUGCUCAGUGACGACUUCACCAACCGCUGCCUCCUCAAGUGGCUGAAGCUGUGGGACCUGGUGGUGUUUGGCCACGAGAAGCCUGCCCGGAAGCCGAGGCCCAGUGUGGAGCUGACCCGGAUUGGCAAGGAGGCCCCAGCCUCUGGCAAGUGGAAAAGCCAUGAGCAGGUGCUGGAGGAGAUGCUGGAGGCCGAGCUGGACCCAAGCCAGCGGCCCCGGCAGAAGGUGGCGUUACUGUGCGGGCCCCCAGGACUGGGCAAGACCACCCUGGCACACGUGAUUGCACGGCAUGCAGGGUACUGUGUGGUGGAGAUGAAUGCCAGUGAUGACCGCAGCCCAGAGUCCUUCCGCAUGCGCAUCGAGGCGGCCACGCAGAUGGAGUCGGUGCUGGGCGCUGGUGGGAAGCCUAACUGCCUGGUCAUCGAUGAGAUCGAUGGGGCCCCCACGGCUGCCAUCAACGUUCUCUUGAGCAUCCUGAACCGCAAGGGCCCGCGGGAGGUGGAGCCAGGGAUGACAGACAUGCCUUUGGGUGGGGGCCGGAGGCGCCGUGCAGAAGGGGGACUCCUGAUGAGGCCCAUUAUCUGCAUCUGCAACGACCAGUUUGCACCUUCCCUGCGGCAGCUGAAGCAGCAGGCCUUCCUGCUUCACGUCCCACCGACUCUGCCCUCGAGGCUGGUGCAGCGGCUCCAGGAGAUCUGCCUGUGGCAGGGCAUGCUGGCUGACCCAGGAGCGCUGGCCACUCUCUGCGAGAAGACGGACAGUGACAUCCGCGCCUGCAUCAACACGCUGCAGUUCCUGCAUGGGCGGGGCCAGCGGGAGCUGAGCGUGCGGGCCAUGCAGACCACGCCCGUCGGCCUCAAGGACCAGCGCAAGGGGCUCUUCUCGGUGUGGCAGGAGGUCUUCCAGCUGCCCCUGACCCAGAGGCGACGCGUAGGUCAGGACCUGACCCUGCCUGUCUCCUCGCUCCUGCUCAGCCACGAGGACACGGGCUCCCUGACUCUGGCUUCACAGCGGUUCCUCCACAUCCUGCAUGUCGCCACCUCCGCAGGCGAGCAUGAGAAGGUGGUCCAGGGCCUGUUUGACAACUUCUUGCUGCUGCGACUGCGGGAUUCUAGCCUGGGCUCUGUGUGUGAGGCCCUCGACUGGCUGGCCUUUGAUGACCUGCUGGAGCAGGCAGCCCACCGCGGCCAGAGCUUCCAGCUGUGGUGCUACCUGCCCUUCCUGCCUGCUGCCUUCCACGUGCUCUUCGCCUCCAGCCACGUGCCACGGAUCACCUUCCCCAGCAGCCAGCAGGAGGCCCAGAACAGGAUGAGCCAGACGAGGAACCUGAUCCAGACACUGGUGUCGGGCAUCACGCCGGCCACCCGCAGCCGGGCCACGCCCCAGGCCCUCAUUCUGGACACCCUCUGCCUGCUCCUGGACAUUCUCGCGCCCAAGCUGCGUCCUGUGAGCACACAGCUGUACAGCGCCCGUGAGAAGCAGCAGCUGGCCAGCCUCGUGGGUACCAUGCUGGCCUACAGCCUCACUUACCGCCAGGAGCGCAUGCCCGAUGGGCAGUACGUCUACAGGCUGGAACCGGACGUGGAGGAGGUCUGCCGCUUCCCCAAGCUGCCUGCCCGCAAGCCCCUCACCUACCAGGCCAAGCAACUCAUCGCACGGGAGAUCGAGGUGGAGAAGAUGAGGCGGGCAGAAGCUUUGGCCCGGGCUAGGGACAGCCCGCAGGUGGAGAGGGGUCCCCUGGGGCCAGAGGGUCCACUGGGGGGCCCUGAGGAGAAAGGGGUGUCAAGACCUGUGCUGCGCAACCACCAGCAGCGACUGGAACACAUCAUGAGGAAGAGGGCCCCAGAGGAGCAGCCCGAGAAGGACUUCUUUGGACGUGUGGUUGUCAGGAGAGCUGCAGCCCAGAGUGCAGAGGGCGUGGGCCCGGAGGAGGACUCUGCUGAGCGACGCAUGGGCCUGGCAGUGGGCAGGAGUGAGGUCUGGUUCCGCUUCCAUGAGGGCGCGUCCAACGCGGUGCGGCGCAGCCUGCACAUCCGUGACCUGCUGUAGCCCAUGGCAACCCCGCGACGCUGCAACCCACGCUGGAACCCAGAGCACUCAGAAGUCUUUAUAAAGCUGCACUUUACAGA